AAAAGAACAUUGUUUUCGUGUUUGACCGCGCAGAUGUGAUUAGCAUCGAUUAUUCAGAAAAAACUAUUUUAGAUUAGUGAAAAUGCCCGAAACAAUUAUAGAAAGUGUCCUUAGCGGUAAAAUUGAUGCCGCCCUUUUGCUAAAGUGGCUAGAUUGUGAUACAAGAGAAGAUACACCUGAAGAUUGUGUGUUGUUAUGUUGUAAUAGAAGUGAAUUCGUGGCGCAUUUUCUAUCAUAUUUGAGGAACCAGACUGAUAGCAUACUCCGCAGCAAUAGCAAUGCAAUACAGCUGCUCCAGCAUCAGAGCACUCCUGAGAAGAUCCUCAGCUCCCGCCGCAAGCACCGCCGCUCUAUCAGCGACCCCACCAGUGAUGACCGCACUAUGGACAGCCUCUCGGUCAGAACUGACCGCCAACGCAGCCACGAGUCACCCAGCAAAGAUAAAAAGCGAGGACGAAGAGUCAAAACUAAGUUAUUCACAGAACUGUCCAAAGAACAGUCCGUAUCGUCUGACGAAUCAAGGUUAAGCAUCGGACUUGACAGAGUUGUCAUAUCUAGUACACCGCUGAAGAAUGGCAGGGAUUACCCAAAUUUACCGUUAACCAGUCCUGUCACACCAAAGAGUUUUAAGGAGUACGAAAGGUGUGAUACACCAAGGUUGAAUCAAAGGCAUUCCAGAUCUCAUGAAAAAAGUUGCUUAGGAGACUAUCUUGUGACCGCACAGAAGAGUUCCAAGAAGAGAAAAGGGAAGAACACAUCGAAUGAUGAUGCCGAUGUGAAAGUUGAGUUAGAUUUAAGUAAUUCUGAACAGUUUCCAGAAAUCGGGGUUAGGAAGUCCAGUUCGUUGCGGUCUGAACGGAGACGGAUUAAGCCAACGAAUAUAGAUAGAAGCACUUCUCAAAAAAGCUUUUCAUUGAACAGUUUCACUUCAGAGUGCUUCCAACAGCCUUCCCCUUUAGCUUUGGAGGAUAAUAUAGCUUUCAAAGCACAGAAUGUGCAAACUAAUGAAGUGUCCAACAGUUUUGAGACCGAACGCAACAUUUUGAAGCAGGAAAGACACAAAUUGAUGGAGAAAUUCAAUAUUUUGAACACUUCCGCGUCGCCGAAAACUGUUAAAACGCCCCAAAUCAAAGUCAUACAAAAUAAUUCUAUAGAAAAAAUUAACUACAUCAAGUCCGAUGCAAAUAAAGUAGUUUUGAAAGAUAAAAUUGAUAUUCUAGUAGAUAUUUACAAUGUUUUAUUAAAGAAGAAUUUGAUAUUGAGUGUGAUAACUGAAAUAUACUUUUUGAUAUCGAUAAUAUUAUCGAAACAAAGCGAAAUCGAUUACGAAGAUGCCGAAUCGAAUUUAAAAGACAAUCAUUUAGAUUACUUAUUAAAAUCUAUACAUAACAGCACAUAUUUCGCUGUGAAAUGUCUAUGGAAUCAACGCAUCAUUUUAGAGGUUAUAUUAGACAAGAAUUCGUUGAAAACACUCGGUGAAAAUAAGAAAAUUCGUUCUUUCUAUCCGGACUUAGCCAAAUUCCUGCUAAAUUCGUACGGAUUAAAGUGUGAAGCGGAGACAACUCAAGACAAGAAGACUUCAGAAUUGAGGCCCUCCAACGGAGUCAUAUGCUUUAACUUGGAGACAGAUAAUGUGGACAAUUUCCCGUCUGCGCUCAGCUUUCAAAGCUUCAAGAAACAGAGGGACAUGUUUUAUGAAAUACUCAGAUGGUACCAAGAAAGCCAGUCGUCAGACGGGUCUCGCGGCCGCGCCUCGUUCCGCGCCAGAAUCAAGCCUUUACUGUCCGCGGCCGCCAGCGCCGCCAACCACGCGCACCUCGCCGCCUUGUUCACGAGGCAUAUGUUGGCAGCGCUGCCGCACAACACUCAGGAGUCGAAACUCAGCAAACUGCAACGCCGUCUGACGUGUCCCUCGGCCUCCGACAGCCACAGACUGCCGCACUUCACCGAACAGGAGAUGUUCUACAAGGAAUUCGUAAUGAACACAGACAACGAAUCAUUCAGGGUACAUUUAAGAGACAAAUUAUCGUCAGAGAUAAUUGCUUUAGACUCGACGCCAUUUGCCGAAGACAGAAACAAUGCUCACAACUCGGACCUGCCUCGAGAAUACCUCGCCCUCAGCAACAAACUGCAGAUAUUAUCAAAGCUAUUGGGGUAUUUAUACGCACUGCCGUACUGUAUCAAUGUGGAAACGGGACGGUCGGUAAAGCAGCAGAGCUACGCGACGCCGAAAGAUAAAGUACUUGAGAAUGAUCUCGCUUUAAGGAACUAUAGCCAACCAAGCAUAGACCUCCAAGGCUUACUAACAAACGCGCAAAAAACCUCCCGUCUAUGCAUAACUCUGCCAUGGAUCAUACACUUUUUAUCAAUGUUAGAUUAUACAUCAUUACGAAUAAAAUACUAUCAAAGACUAAUUAAAACUAUAUUAGAAAUAUACUCUAGUUUGAAAAUCGAAACGAAAUACAAAAAGAACACUUUAAUUUUCCUAAAAUCGAUUCUCGGAUGGUUAUUUGAUUUGCCGCAUUUUCCAAUCGAAUUUUAUUACGAAAUUAGUGAUUUAAGCGUGAUUGAUAGUGAAGUGAAUAUUGACAGUUAUAAUAUUAUCGAUGAAACAGUGUUGUUUGAGUUAUGUCCGUAUUUGAAGGAUGUUAACGUUUUGCUCUCAACGUGUAAAGUGGGACAGGAGCAAAAGGAAAGCUUUCGACAUAUUACGCCUGUCAGUUUGAGCCUGAAUCCGGAAGAUCGUAUGAGGAAUAAGGAGAAAGAGUUACAGAACCGUCUAGAAGAAGAGCUGCUCAAAAGCCAGCCAGCCUCUACCCGCCGCGUUCUGGAGCUCGUCUGCGAUAGAGUCACCUCUCUGUGUGUCCGACAUCUCUCGUCCAAACAUGUCGUCGCUGCUAGAGAGAAGGUGCGGUUGGAAGCUAUGGCUUUGGUGAAAGCGAACUCGGGGAGUGACAACCUACUACAAUCCCUCCAAUCCCUGUACACCACUCACGCGCAACAACUGUGCGCCUCAGCGCUGCAGUCGGCCGAGGAGUUGGUUCAGUCUCGGUCCGCGGCGGCGCUGGAGGCGCUGCUGCCGCACGCGCCGCCGCCCAUCCUCAAGCUGGCCGUCAAGGGCUGCCUUAACCGGCUGGGGAAGUGGCUCAGGGACAACUGGAAUACCACUGCAAUCCUCUGCAAAGACAUAGAAGCAGAGAUGAAGACCCUCAUUGUGUUAGGAGAUAGCGCUACAUACUCCGGCGGUCACCCGCGCACCGACCUGCACGCCCUGGUAACGCCUCAAGCGCAAUUUGAAGUCAAUAACGUUAGUCCGUCCAAUACUAUCAUUCAGUUGAAGGAACAAAUCUGCCUCCUCUUAGAAUACUCGGAGCCCGCGAACCUCAGCCACAUUCUGUGUUCGGUCGCCCGCUGCUGUUCGCCGAGCAACGUGUUCGCGCGCGCGCUCGCGGCGCGCGCGCUGCUGCGGCUCAGCUCCGACCUCUGCUUGGUAUUCGUGAGCAGAAAACCAUUAGAGGUCAACGACUCAUUCCUUAACCAACUGCACAACAUUUGGAACACGUGUUGUCCGGAUCGUAAGAAGAAUCAAAUGCAAGAAAUCGAUCUCUUACCGGAAAGGAGGGACAUAUCUCCGGAGAUGAGAAACUUCGAGGACGACGAUCGUGUCCCAACACCUGUUUCCGACGACGAAAACCAAAAAAAUCCAGUUAUAGUUGUCACUAGUGAACAAAUUGUUAACAGUGAACAAGUUGACAAUAGUGAAGAAAUCGUCAAAAGUGAACUAAGUAGGGAGAACAGUGGACAUUUCGAUAGCAAAAGUGUAGAUAACAGCGUAGUGGUUUUGGAUGAGAAUAACGGUGAACUAUUGGAGUCUUUCGACAGAAUCUUGUGUCCAAGGAACAUUGUGUUGUUGAGCUCAUCUAAGUGCAAACAAAGUGAUGUGUGGGAGUCGUUAGCUACCGUUUUAGUGUUUUUGUUGAAGAAUGACUAUUUGAGCGAGGAUUCGUUGACUGAACAGUGCCUCGCGGUUUAUAGGCAGGAUUGGCCGCAGAACAUUCUGGAAAGUCUAUCGAGUUGCAUGAAGUCAGUAUCGUCGAGAUGGUCCAGAUCUUCUACGGGCAAGUUCACACUGUUCCUAGACUUCCUAGCGGAGUACUGCGGCGAUUUGGACUACGAGCCCAUGGAAUAAAUAUCAAUCCACCCAUGCGUCCACACAAUACAAUUUAUUUCGUUUACCAAGGAAUCUAACAGCGUAACAAUAAAUUAGAAUAUUAAAUAACAUUGAUAAAGCCAAUAUAGGUAUCCGUUUCUGCAACAAUGGUUAAAGUUAACCGAUAACGGGGUGAAAUUAGCGCAGCAUCUGUCAAUAAUAAUAUACGUAGGUACGAUUUUCACAUAAUUGUAAUGAAAAUUCCAAUUCAUAAAUGUACUUAUAAUUACAUAAAAUACAUUUAAAUAAGUAUCACAAAGGAUACUCCUAACGGUCCUAACGGGACACAAAACUCCAGGCCGCGAUCCUAUUGCUCCGUUGCGAUGUCGCAGCUCCAUUGUUUUCUGUAGGUUUUAACUUGCGUCAACGUACGUCGAAACUCCUUACAAUUUUCGCGUUGUUCUGUCGAAGGACGUCAAAGCAACGGAGGAUGACGGAGCGCAACGUAGCAAUGGGGCCGAGCCCUUAUGCCCCAAAACACAAAAUACAUUUAAUAACAGAAAUAAAAAUUUAAUGCCCCUCCUUCACGCGGCUGUACGAUACACCCACUUACUGAUAUUCCACCGUUGUCACCAAGCGUUGUUUCUUCGUCUUUCACGUCAAGACCUAAACCAAUUGGUAGGGCUGGAGAGUGACACAGGCUACUUUUUGUCGCGGGCGGAUUCGCGGACAACGGCUAAUUAGUUUAGUAAGAAACAACAUGAAUAAAUACUAAAAACUAAACUUAUUUACAAAUAUUUAAAACUUUACAUUUAAAAAUACGAAUUUUUUAAGUAUUUAUAAAUAUACAAAAAAAAUACAUACAUUUUAGGCAAAACAUGACAAAUAAAUUUAACCGUAAACACCAGAAUUGAUGUCUUAUAUGUAUAGUUAGUAUAUAAUGUAAAGUAUAUAUGUAAUGCUAGAAGUAUACAGGCUGAUAAAAGAACAUUAGUCUAUUUAUAAUUCAUAAAAAAAGCAUACUUUAAGCUAGUGUUUUGUCUCGUACGGUCUGUACCAAAUUUUGUAAAGUGUGAGAGUGACAAAACAUAGCUUUAAGUAUGCUGUCUUUUUUAUGAAUAACAAGGUAAAUCAAAGUAGAAAACUAAUUUUUAACUAUAAACUAAAUAUUUAAUUGCAAAACCAAACAGAAUGGUCAAGAUUGGUUGAUAAACACCCAGUGUCGGCAUCCAAGAGAACACAGAAAAAGCUACAAUAUUGUAACUACAUACAGUGAAAAAAAUGUAAAAAAAAAUCCUAAAAAUAAACUUGCAAUAUUUUUGGGCCAAUCAUAGAAUUUGUCGGUCAAUUUCACGAGCGUUUUGAGCGCCGCCGCGGGCUGUCAUUAGUGUUUAAUAAAUUGCACCACACACAGUAACCAAUUUAAUUAUCCUAUUUUAUAAAUAUGUAAAGUACUGGUACAAUGUUAAUUUUAUGUUUAAUUUAAAAAAAAUGAUUAUUCAAAAAAAAUGUGCGACACUAAUGAAACGCUACACGCCGCCGUUCAAACAGUCGCGAAAUUCAUCCUUGUGGUGAACGAAGAAUUCAUUGAAUAGAUUAUGAGUGGAAUAACAAAGAGUAUCGUAAAUUAAUAAAGUGUUUAUAUAUAAAAAUAUAUGUCAAUGACUGUUUUAGUUGUAAAUAAGAUUAUAUACAAGGUGUAUAUAUUGGUAUACACUUGUAUAUAUAGGUAUUGAGCUAUAUACAUACGAAAUGGAAGAUACUAGAUCUAGUAUUAAUAUUAACUUAAAACUUCGCAUAAAGGACCUACCCUCAGAGCGCUGCGAGCGCUGCGCCCGCGCGGUCAUUACGAUGGCUCAAUUUUCUUGAGGAAAGAGUCAUUUCCAAAAUCAAUCAUUCAUAAAAUUGACACUACCACAGUUCAGAUUGAUUACUUUAGAGUAAAAUAUUAAAAUUAAUUUCUUUGUUAAAAUUUGAAAAAUUGUAAUGACAGCGCGGUCGCAGCGGGCAAACGCGCUGAGAAACACCCACCCGAGUAAUUCUUACCGUUGUGUGAAUCGUCUAUUAGUAAGUAUAUAAUAAUUUAAAUGUGUUGCCAACUUGUUUUUUAUAGUUGUUUUCUCUUUAAAGAUCUCUUCAUACGCAAAAGUACGUUGUAAAUAUUUACCAAUGAGGUUACCAUGAGUUUUUGCGAGCACGUAAUUGCGUCGCCAUAGACAUAAAUUAAAUGGAGAUUGAACAGCGCCCCCUGUCGUAAUUAAAUGGAACUAUCAAUUUUUCAUAUAAAUACGAUUGUGUUCUCGCAAAAAUUCGUGCUUACCCCACAGAAAAGAUCGGAACAAACCUUAAAAUAAUCGUUUUGAUGAUAUAAUCGUAAACGUGAUACCCGCCAUUUUGUAACAAAAUUUAAAUACAUACAGAAAUUAAUUGCACAAUCAGGUACAGAUAAAACUAACCAGACUAUCGAGCCCGGCCCCAUUGCUCCGUCGUCCUCCGUUGCGUUGAUGUCCAUCGACGGAUCAACUCGGUAAUCAACUUGGAAUGCUAUCUUACUAAUAUCGGUGGUUCAUUUUUAUCUGCUCCUGUCUGUACAAUUUGACAGGGAUAAUGUGCCACCAACCUUGUCAAAUACAGUCCAUAAUAUACCUUCAAUCCUUCGAUGGACACCAAACGUGUAUAGACGUAACAACAAGAUUAAACUUUUUUGUCUCGUUUUAACAAAGUCGAUGACGAAAUGUCCCAUCCUUGUUCCUAAAUGAAGGAUGACAGAAAGAAGGAUAAAAAUAUGUUUUUAAAUAUUAUUACAGUUAUAAUACGAUAACUGAAAACACGGUUAGGUACGAAUUUUUUAGUAAUGCGAAGAACUUUUUAAGAAGGGACAUUUUUAGAAUUGAACAAUAUGAGAAAAAGACACUGUGGAACUUAGCGCCUGUAUAAAAGUUCUUUUUUUGAAAGAUCUACUCAUUAUAUUGUUAUUGUAUUAUAAAUUGUACAUUUCGUGUUUAUUUAAUUUAUUAUAUGUAUAAAAAUAUCUUUUAAAAAAACCGACCACAGUUAUUUAGUCUUAUUAUUCUACGUUAAGAUAAAAUAGUGUCCUGUAAUCGAAUCUAAAUUAUAAAAAUGUAGUAUAUUAUUAUUUUUAUAGACCAAGAGCCCGUGACUAUCAGUCCUUUGUUAUAGCAACUAGGAAAUCCCAGUGACUAAAUAUCUGACAUCAUAAACAAGAUUGUUAGUUCGACAAGUUUACAUAAUUCGUUAAAAUUUACUUAUAAAGAGGUAAGCGUAAUCUCCGAAACUACCGAACCAAUUUCAAAAAUUCUUUCAUCAUUAGAAAGGUGCAUUAUCCAAGAUUGCUAUAGGCUAUAUUUUACCUCAAAAUUCCCACGGGAGCGAAGCCCCGAGCAACAUCGAGUACAAAAUAAGUCUGUUUAAUUAUCCGUUCCGAUAACGGUGGCGGUAACACGAGGGACAAUAACCAAUAACCUAGAAAUAAUUUUUAUCUAAUGUGUUUAUUUAUAUCAAAAUUUGCACAAUAAACGUCGUUCGUGAUGUCAGCUUUCUAGUGCUGUUAAGAUUCUGGUGUUUUAGAAUAAUUCUGGAUAAAGUGAGGUACUAUGAUGACCUUUGCAAUAUAAAAAACAUGAUUAUUAAAACACCGAUCUCAACCUAAUAAUAACACACAUAUUUCAAAAAUUUCAGCUUGUAUAAUAUAGCGACGGACUGGCGGUCGCGAGCUCCUGCUCUAUAUUCAGUGCUUAUGAAAAUGAACAGUCCAAAUGUUUAUAGUGUAAUAUAAUGUCGUUUUUAUUGGA
This is a messenger RNA of Plodia interpunctella (Indianmeal moth), 7962 nucleotides long. It is a transcript of the gene dlt, whose product is annotated as discs lost. Gene Ontology annotation, cellular component: nucleus. The transcript has 14 exons. Bases 83 to 4189 code for a protein of 1368 amino acids. Gene Ontology annotation, biological process: chromatin organization. Lineage: Eukaryota; Metazoa; Arthropoda; Insecta; Lepidoptera; Pyralidae. The record is from RefSeq and is a predicted model, not a curated record.